UUUGAUGUUUCAGAAAUAAUGAAAUACUUAAAUAUGGCAGCAGAUAACGGAAAUUCUAUAGCACUUUUUAAUUUGGGUGAUAUAUAUUGGAAUGGAAAACUUGGAAUUACAGUUAAUAAAGAAAAGGCAAAAUCGUAUUUUGAACUUUCGGCUUCGAAAAAUAAUCCUAAAGCUAUUGAAUUUCUUGAAAAAAUUAACUCUAAAAUUUGA
Messenger RNA from Racocetra fulgida, 210 nucleotides. NCBI's taxonomy places the organism in Eukaryota, Fungi, Glomeromycota, Glomeromycetes, Diversisporales, Gigasporaceae. The record is from the annotation of a GenBank genome assembly.